This is a messenger RNA of Botrytis byssoidea, 795 nucleotides long. RefSeq lists its product as uncharacterized. The coding region runs from base 1 to 795 and encodes 264 amino acids. The transcript is spliced from 2 exons. The record is from RefSeq and is a predicted model, not a curated record. Lineage: Eukaryota; Fungi; Ascomycota; Leotiomycetes; Helotiales; Sclerotiniaceae.
AUGUCACGGAAAAUUAUAAUUAAGGAUCCCAAUCUACAAGUCCAAAGUUGGACGCGAUGCAAGCUUCCAAUCGAUGUACCCUUGCCGGAAACUGUAUCGAAAAAUCGUAUUGAAGAUCUUCCAGAAAUCUGGCAUGAAUCACUGACUGGUCUCAUGAACGCUCCGGGUUUCUUGAGUUCCAGGUGUGCUCGAAAUACUGUGAGUCUCCAAGAGGUGCUUUUCGCUAUCGAAUGGGGGGAUGAUGCCUCGUUCAAAGCGUUUCUGGAAUCUCCAGCUUAUCCGCUAUAUCUACGUGGAUUUGGGAUUCAUGACUCACAUAUCCCGAAUGCUAUGGUUUUCCUCUUUCCCUCCUUCGAUGUGUGUACAUUCAGCCCUGGAGCCCGGGUGACGGUAUUUACCUAUAGCUUUGCGCAUCCAGCUAUUGAACAAAAUCGGCAAGACAUGAUGCAUGCGCAAGGACUUCGUGUUCGCAGAAGAAUUGGGAAGUUGGGAAUUCACUGUCAACGUGCGUGGAUUCGAGAGCCGCAGCUGGGAGAUGAUGGGCAAUUGGUGGAGAACGGAGUGGUAUUACAGGCUUGGCCUAAUACAGAGCCACCAGUAUAUUUUGAAGCUGUGGAUCAAGAUGAGUAUUCGAGAGAGAACUUGAGAAAACAGGUUAGGAGGAUCAAUCCUAUAAAUAUGGAGGAGAUAACAUGGAGUGUAGCGAAAAAUGAAGAUGAAAAUGAAAAUGAAUAUGAAAAUGAGGAUGCGGAUGAGGAUGAGGAGGAUUGGGAAGAGCUAGAUGAGGAAAAUUAG